AGAAGUUGCAGUGUCGCGGGGGUCGUGAAUGUGUUAGGGCAAAAUUGUCGUCUAUGUCCCGCGGGGCCAAAAUUGGUGCCAACAACGGGGACAGAUGGCUGCAUCUGCUUCUAUUGGUCACCCUCUGUGCAGUGUGCAAGGCCGACGUCGUUUCCACGUCAACUGGGCCUGUUCGAGGUUUCCAACAGCGUGUGAUGAACCGUACCAUAUACUCUUUCUUGGGUAUCCCCUACGCCGAGCCCCCUGUGGGACGCUUGCGAUUCAGGAGACCUAUAGUGGUCAGACCUUGGAGCCAGGUGAAGGAAUGCAUGGAACUACCGCCGCGAUGCAUGCAAGGCCGGUUGGUGAGCAGCGAGGACUGUCUCUACCUCAACAUCUGGACACCGUCUCUCGAUCCCCGCAGUGAGCUCAAUGUGAUGGUGUACUUUCACGGAGGAAUCUUCCUCUACGAACGACCUCUCAUACAAAGAGACCUGAGGUACAUGGCAGCCAUGGGGAACGCAGUGCUAGUUAAGAUGAAUUAUCGUCUGGGUGCAUUCGGCUUUCUUAACCUUAACGACGAAGAAGUGAGAGGCAACAUGGGAAUCUACGACCAGUACCUUGCCCUACGUUGGGUGAAAGAAAACAUCCACCUGUUCGGAGGAGACGCGAAAAGUAUCACUGCAUUCGGGAACAGUGCUGGUGCAAUGUCUAUUGGACUCCUAGUGACGUCCCCGCUUGGAGCACCGCUUAUUCACCGUGCCGUUAUGCAGAGUGGCAGCCCUUGCGUCUCUGUCAUCUCUCUGGACAACAACAGUAUUUCCACAGCCAAUAUAUUCGCACGUGAGGCUGGCUGUGCCGACGACGACAUGACAGUGGAGACGCGACCCAAGCAGAUUCUUGCCUGUCUGCGCAGAGUUGGGCCACAGAAGCUCCUGAUGAUCCAGCAUGACCUGCUGCAGAAGCUUCAAGUUUUCUUCCCAGUGUUUGGCGACGAAAUGCUUCCUCUGAAUGUGCUCGAGGCCCUGAAACAAGGACGCUUUCGGCGCGACCUCAGUGUCAUGUUGGGAGUCACCCGCGACGAGGGCACCACCAUCCUCAACACGGUGAGCCCACAAUUCUUUCGCCGCGACAGCCACCGUCGCGUUACCAAGUCGCAGCUUUUUUCCACCUGCAACCAAACAUUCUUGCACAGCUUCAGCAAGUCCUCUCUCCGCAAGAUAUACUGGAGCUACCUAGGACUCUUAGGCCACACCGACUACCGGACACUACGCACCGCCAUUGCAAAUUGCAUCGCAGACUACUUCAUGGUAUGCCCCGCUCAUCAGUUUGCCGAAGGAGUCCAAAAACACGGUGGGCAAGUAUAUUUCUACAAAUUCGACUACCGCACCAAGAAUGCAGUGCAGCCACCAUGGAUGGGAGUCAUCCACACGGCAGAGCUCUUCUACUUGUUUGGGGAGCCUUUCUCGUCGUCGUGGUACACGGACAGGGAGAAAGAAUUCAGCAGGACCAUAGUGAAUAUAUGGACAACAUUCGCAAAGACUGGGCGCCCUCCAGAGGAGUUUCAUUGGCCGCCUUACGAGUGGAACAGACCGCGGUAUCUGAAACUCAGUCCUAACAACUUCCGACCAGCACAUGGCCCUCGUGAGGAAUGGUGCAAGUUGUGGAAGCAGCAUCUUAACUAAAAACGAAUUGUCUGGAAUAAAACCUUCCACUCCCA
Messenger RNA from Ornithodoros turicata, 1699 nucleotides. RefSeq names its product acetylcholinesterase-like. Gene Ontology annotation, biological process: choline metabolic process; acetylcholine catabolic process. The record is from RefSeq and is a predicted model, not a curated record. The coding region runs from base 54 to 1664 and encodes 536 amino acids. Gene Ontology annotation, molecular function: acetylcholinesterase activity. Lineage: Eukaryota; Metazoa; Arthropoda; Arachnida; Ixodida; Argasidae. Gene Ontology annotation, cellular component: plasma membrane. The transcript has 6 exons.